Molecule: messenger RNA, 3118 nt
Organism: Perca flavescens (yellow perch)
Lineage: Eukaryota; Metazoa; Chordata; Actinopteri; Perciformes; Percidae
Gene: ptgir
Product: prostaglandin I2 receptor
Exons: 3
Coding region: 490-1623 (377 amino acids)
Biological process (GO): adenylate cyclase-activating G protein-coupled receptor signaling pathway; negative regulation of smooth muscle cell proliferation; positive regulation of cytosolic calcium ion concentration
Cellular component (GO): plasma membrane
Molecular function (GO): prostacyclin receptor activity; thromboxane receptor activity
Source: RefSeq, a predicted model, not a curated record
CAGAGAUACAGAGAGAGAGAGAUGAAAAAGCGGAACUUAUUCAGUCUCUCUCUGUGCCAUGAGUUCAGUGUGUAUCUGCCGAGACGUAACCGGCACCGGCAGCUUUGAACUACGUAACCGCUAGAUAGUUUACUAACCAGGAAUCCGAAGAAGAAGAAGAAGAAGAAGAAGAAGAAGAAGAAGAAGAAGAAGAAGAAGAAUUUUACUUCUCUGACUUACUUUUAAGAAGUUUCCGUCGCUCAUAUUGCUUCUCUCCUGCGGAGCCAGUGAACGAUUUCCAAACCGUCUGCAAGAAAAAGGGGACAGACAGAGAAGCACGUUUUAGGUCAGUGCAGCAUCAUGGGUCUUCCCAGACACCCCUGCCUUCUGUGUUGCCAAAUGAUGGUAUCAAGAGGUCAGGAUCUCCUUUUCUUGUGUGGGAAUUCCUUAUUACCGGUAAUUCCACACUGAGCAGGCAUAUAUUUAUAUAUUUUUUGCAGUGAGUUAGACAUGAACAAAAGCAUGGAUUCAAACGAAUCAUGUAGCAAUACCACCUGCAAUGACACCCUCAUCGUGAAUGGGGAUGGCAAGCCAGUAACAAGCAUCAUCAUGUUUUUGGCUGCCGUGGUGGGAAACCUUCUGGCUCUCUUCAUCCUCGGCGUGCACCAGAAGGAACAUCGCUCAAGGUCUUCUGUCUUCUGCAUCCUGGUGACCGGCCUGGCCCUCACCGACCUGCUGGGCACCUGCCUCCUCAGCCCACCUGUGUUCAUCUGCUACGCCCGCAACAUGUCCCUGAUCAGUAUGGGAGGCACAAGCCUGUGCAAGAUCUUUGCUUUCGCCAUGAGUUUCUUCGGCCUGGCCCCCACGCUCAUCCUGUGCGCCAUGGCUGUGGAGCGCUGCCUGGCCAUCAGCCACCCUUACUUUUACUCCGUACACAUCCGGCGCAGCUUUGCCAAAUUCGCUCUCUUCUUUAUUUAUGUCUUUUCUUUGGCCUUCUGCCUCCUGCCAUACGGUGGCUACGGCAAAUUCAGACAGUACUGCCCUGGGACGUGGUGCUUUAUCGACAUGGACGCCACAGGGGACGACCAGGCCAGCUUGGUGCUGGCCUUCUCUCUGUCCUACUCGUCCCUCAUGGCACUGCUGAUCUUCGCAGUGUUUGUGUGCAACGGUUCAGUGAUUGUCAGCCUGUGCCAGAUGCACCGGAGCCAGGUGAUGCGGCGCAGCUCGGUCGGGUCGACGGGGAGGAGAAGGAAGCUGAACCUGGCCUGGUUCGCACAGGGGGAAGAGGAGGUGGACCACCUGGUGCUGCUGGCGCUCAUCACCGUCAUCUUUGUGGUCUGCUCCCUGCCACUCACUAUCGCAGGCUUUAUCAACGCCAUUCACCCAUUUUGUGGCGACGCGGAGAACCUGACAGCCUUCCGCUUCUACGCCCUCAACCCCAUCGUGGAUCCCUGGGUCUUCAUCAUCUGCCGCAAGUCUGUGUUUCAACACCUUUGCUCUCUGCUGAGCUGCCGCUUCGGCAGAAAAGCUGUGAAGUCGACAGCGCACUGUGCUCUGUCUUUACCCCUUGACGCUCACACUACGCACAACCCCCAAGACGGGACAGUUCCACAGAGCAACAUGUUCUCCAGUUUACCUCUGUGACCCGACAGAAGCUCUCGGGCAGCGCGGGGGUGGCUGGAGGCUCGGAGGCCUUGAUGCCUGAUAAAACAUUGGAGAAAAUUUGUGAAUGAAACGUUAACAUUUGCAUACAGGACUCGCCAUUUUAAGGCAGAAGGACUUUGACAACAAAGUAUCCGUCACAAUGGAAAUCUUUCCCCAUGAACAAACUAUUGCACUGGGUUUUAAACUUCCAUUGACUAAUGAAAACUCUUCCCAAGUUUCAUGGAGAAUUGUGCCAUGAACAAACAGCACUGUAACUUAGCACUAAGAAACACAUGAAAUCAUAUCAUGCCUAUGAAAAAUCGGAAUAUAUGCACUCGGGUAAAAGCUAUAUGGGUAAACAAUAUGCAUGAAUGUAUACUGUCUUCUUUUUUCUCUCAGCCUUUUCUUUAAGACUACUAGGUUGUCCACAUCUACUGAUCCAUGACACGAGAUGCAGGUCACACUCAACAUGAAGAUGACGAUUUAUUUAUAAUUAUAGUAUUAUGUAGUCAGUGACAGGUGAGUGUGAUGUCACUUGGUUUCCCAGACAGGCUAGCAGUAGCCUUAAUCCAGAGUAGUUAACUAGAGACCCUUCCCUAUCUCUACCCCCCUACUUCGAACUCGGCCUUCAUUUUGAUCUCAACUAGACACCUGUAAAGUUUUGUGACUGCAUCUUGCACGACAGCAUGCCAACAUGCUGAUGUUUAGAAGGUACAAUGUUCCCCAAUCUUAGUUUAGCAUGUUUCCUUGCUAACAUUUUCUAAUCAGCACUAGACACAGAGUACAGCGGAGACUGAUGUCAUCAGUUUUGCGGAUAUUUUGUCAUAAACCAAAGUACUGAACAAACGUUUUGACCCGAUGAUGGAACUAAAUGAAAACUGCUAAAUUCACCAACGUUAUCAUAAUUCAUUAUCUUAGCACCAUAGAGAACUGUGCCAAAUAUAUGGCAGUCCAAGCCAUUUCAACCUCAGGGUGGCGUUCAACAAAAAGUCAGGGGAUCACCAAGAGUCAUCAGGCUUCAUUUUCUCAGGAAACAUGAACGUCUGUACCAGGUUUUCUGGCCAUCCAUCCAAUAGUUGUUGAGAUAAUUUAGUUUGCACCAAAGUGGCGGGCCAACAGACAGCUCCAGAGCGAUGCCGCUAGCGUGGCUAAAAAAUGUAACAAGCGAAUAUUUUCUAUUCCUGUCCAGCAGAUAAUGUUAUUGUAUUGCAUGCACAUUGGCUUCCACCCUUCCUUCUACUUCUCACUGAUUUCUAAACUACCUAUGAUGAUUGCCUGUGAAUGUUAAACUCUGCUGCUGCAAAAUGCACUGUGAGAAUCAGUUUGUUGUUGUUGUUGUUGUUGUUGUUGUGACUUGUAAUACCGUUACUGCAUUUAAAUGUAGCGUAUUUAUGCCCUUUCACUGUGCUAUAAUGUUGUGUAUCCUUACAGUUGUGCUGGUUUGGUUUAUGCAAUGGACUGCAGAGAUACAGGGAUAACAGAUGUAGGGAUUUGA